AUUGAAUUAAAAGAUUGAUAAUCGACACAAUCUAUCACAAUUUUAGCUCCAGAGAAUUUGCUCUGAGAAUAAAGCCUUUAAAUCCACCAUUCUGGUCAUAACUCUUGCCACUUACAAGGCAAGUGUGCAUUUGGAAUCUUGACAAUCCAGCACAAUUUUAGUUUCUGCGAAGAAAUGAAAACAGCUAUGAAGCAAGUCUUCAUUGGGGUUUCUCUCUUAAAACCAAAACCCAAAUUAGAAUUUCAGAGAAAAGCAAGAUACAUAAGUUAUACAACAACCCAAAGACAAGUUAAUCAUAUGGAGGAGGACGAAAACUUUGAUAGUGAAAGCAUAGCAAACAGGGAAUUCUGGACGAGAAAGAUUCAUAAGCUAUGUGCCAUUAAUGGAAAUGUUGAUGAGGCCCUUCAUCUCUUGGAUUGUCUCCGUCUUCGAGGCUUUCGACCGGACUCUCGAAAUCUCAGCAGUAUAAUCCAUGCCCUUUGUUGGUCCCAACGCUAUGCGGAGGCUCAUCAACGGUUCCUCUUCUUCAUUGCCUCUCAAUUCGUCCCAGAUGAGCGCACUUGCAAUGUCCUCAUUGCUCGUUUACUAUAUUCCCGUACCCCACAUAUUACGUUUCAUUUGGUUCGUAGUUUGUUCAGUGUGAACCCUGAGUUCAUUCCCUCUUUGAUGAACUAUAACCGUUUAAUUGAUCAAUUUUGCAAGUUAUCUGAGCCUCUUGUAGCUCACAGAGUUUUUUACGACAUGAUUUAUAGGGGGCAUUGUCCGAAUGUUGUUUCUUACACUACUUUGAUUAACGGGUAUUGUAAGUAUGGUGAAAUUGGUGCUGCAUACAAGCUUUUUGAUGAAAUGUCCGAGAAGGAUGUAGCACCUAAUUCUCUGACUUAUAGUGUUUUGCUUGGUGGGGUUUUGCGGAGCUGUGAUGCACAGCAUGGGAAGGACUUGAUGAGUCAGCUUUGGGAGCAGAUGCGAAAAGAUGAUGACCCAUCUGUUAAUUGUGCAGCAUUUGCCAACCUUGUGGAUAGUUUAUGUAGGGAAGGAUUUUUUCAUGAAGUUUUCGAAAUUGCUGAAGAUAUGCCUCAAGGUAGAAGUGUUUAUGAGGAAUUUGCUUAUACUCAAAUGGUUGAUUCUCUAUGCAGAGCCAGUAGGCAUCACGCGGCUUCAAGGAUAGUGUACAUAAUGAGAAAAAGAGGGUUUAUACCAAGCAGGGCAGCAUAUAAUUCUAUAAUUCACGGAUUAAGCAAGGAUGGGGGAUGUAUGAGGGCUUUCCAACUAUUUCAAGAAGGAGUUGCAUUUGGCUAUGUGCCAUCUGAGUAUACAUAUAAUAUCUUGGUAGAAAGUCUUUGUAAAGAUGGUGAUACAUCCAAGGCGAAGGAGGUUCUGCAAUGUGUUCUUGAAUUGAAAACUUUGGACCAGACUAGAAUCUAUAAUAUUUAUAUCAAGGCUCUGUGCCUUACUAAUAAUGCAAUAGAGCUCCUUAAUACACUUGUCUCUAUGCUGCGAGCACAAUGUAAGCCUGAUGUGAUCACUCUUAAUACUGUUAUUGAUGGGUUAUGCAAGAUGGGAAGGAUUCAAGACGCUGUAGAAAUAUAUAAUGAUAUGAUGCUGGGUAAAUUUUGUGAUCCUGAUGCCGUAACUUUUACGGUGGUAAUUGGUGGUUUAUUGAAUGCCGGGAGAAUGAAAGAAGCUCUUGUUCUGUUGCAUGAGAAAAUGCCUGAAAGGCAUCUCAAGCCUAGUGUUGUGACUUAUAAUGCUGUACUUCAAGGUUUAUUCAAGCUUGAGAAGGCUAAUGAAGCCAUGGAGAUCUACAGAGCCAUGGUAACACAAGGUGUAGAUGCUGAUAGCACCACAUAUACUAUAGUACUUGGUGGGCUUUGUGAGGCUGGUCGUUUAGAUGAGGCCAAAAGGUUUUGGGAUGAAAUAGUAUGGCCCUCAAAGAUUCAUGACAAUUUUGUUUAUGCUUCCGUUUUAAAAGGACUUUGUCGGUUGGGUAGGUUGGACGAGGCUUGUGACUUCUUAUAUGAGCUGGUAGAUUGUGGGGUAUCGCCUAAUAUUUUCAACUAUAACAUUUUAAUUGACGGCGCUUGUAAGUUGGGUUUGAAGAGUCAAGCUUACCAGCUUGUUGGGGAGAUGAGGAAGAAUGGGUUAUCUCCAGAUGCUGUUACUUGGAGGAUUCUUGACAAAUUACAUAGCAACUUGCAACUAGAAGAACAACAAGGAAAACACCAACAACUCAAAGUAGAACCUCCUCAGGACAGGGUUUCAGAAAAGGAACAUGUAGGCAAUGAUAUAAAAAUGGCUAUGAUUAAUCAUCGCUUUUAGAUGAGGGGAAUGGAAAUGAGACACAUUCAACUUAAUGAAUGCUGUAUGCCUGUAUCUAAUAAAGCUUACAGAGUUUAGUAUCGUUGGUAGAGUCGUGAAGCAUCAAAGAAGGCCUUCGUGUUCGUCCUUGCUGAGAGAUCAUGUCUUUGGUUACUAGAGGAAUGUCUACAUGGCCUUUUAGUAUCCAAGACUGAUAUAUGUCACACACUCACACACCAAUUGGAGUUAUUACUUGCUGCUGAUUGGAAGUGCUUUUUGUCUCCUAGCAAGGGCAACUCUCCUUUUGACUGCUGCAUACAAGAUAGCUACUUCACUAUUCAAAUGGCAUAGAAAAACUUUCAGAUGAAUAAGUAUCAUACAUUUUCUGCUGGAUUUGAAGUGGCAUGAUCGAAAUAGUCCGCUAAACUAUGUUCAUGGUUCAGGCAUCUAUAGAUCAGAGUGCUUGCCUUUCGAAAGAAAUUGGAGAUGAAAAUUAUGAUGUUACGCCCUUGAUAAAUGCCAACUUGGAGAUGAAUUAGAAAGAAAGAAGGGAGGCUUGAUUCAAUAGAUUAAUAACACCCGAGGAACGCUCUUGAAUGCAGCUAUUACACCCUUAUAGUGAGUUCUGAAGGGAAAAUCCUACCUUGUGUAAUAUUCUGCCAUGGUAACAGCAGCAAUAUUCAACGGAUGCUGAAAGCUCGGAUCUGAGGCUAUUAGAGUGCUGCAGCAGUGUGCUGCUAAGUUGCUGCUGCUAGGAGGCCUGGUGGAGUGGUGGGUUCGGCAGCAGGGGCUGGGGGAUAUUGAUUCUUCUCUUUUAUUUAUAAAUUUGUAAAUUUUUGUCUAUACUGUAUUAUGAGCAUAAUUUGUAAAAGAACUUUAAUUUCUAUUUAUAUUUUAGUUGUUUGUCUAUCAAUUUGACAUAAAAGUGUAAGAAGAAUUUUUUUUUUAAAGGUGUUUAGGUUUUGGUUAAACCUGGAAAACGCUCGUGAUGUUACAACUGUAUCGACUUUUGGUAAAAAUCCUAGCAAAUAACAAUUA
This is a messenger RNA of Beta vulgaris subsp. vulgaris (sugar beet), 3336 nucleotides long. RefSeq names its product pentatricopeptide repeat-containing protein At3g18020. The record is from RefSeq and is a predicted model, not a curated record. The coding region runs from base 175 to 2319 and encodes 714 amino acids. NCBI's taxonomy places the organism in Eukaryota, Viridiplantae, Streptophyta, Magnoliopsida, Caryophyllales, Amaranthaceae. Gene Ontology annotation, molecular function: protein binding. The transcript is spliced from 7 exons.